Molecule: messenger RNA, 1425 nt
Organism: Daucus carota subsp. sativus
Lineage: Eukaryota; Viridiplantae; Streptophyta; Magnoliopsida; Apiales; Apiaceae
Product: protein IQ-DOMAIN 9
Exons: 6
Coding region: 239-1138 (299 amino acids)
Molecular function (GO): protein binding
Source: RefSeq, a predicted model, not a curated record
CAGUAUCAAAAUAUCAAUCCUGACCCUGCUCUGCUCACCCACCUUUUGUUCUUUCUUUUGAGUAUUUCUUCUAUUCUACUCUUUUGCUUCCCCUGCCACCACCAUCUUUUUUCCUCUGUUUUUCAUUUCUUCUUCAAAAUCUCAACUUGCCCAUCUCAUGAUUUGAAGCUCUCUACAACACCCAACUCAAGAUUUCUCAUCUCAUAUAGGAGCUUCAGUAGAGAUUUGAAUUUGAUAAAUGGGAUCUGGAGAUUGGCUAAAGAAAAUUGUCGGACUAAAGAAAUUGAAGAACGGAAAACCAAAAUAUCUUAAGGGAUCUUCAGUGCCUCAAUAUACCAACAGGUCAAACAAAAAUGACCAAUUUCAGUUUAAGUCCACUAAUUCUCAUCAUGUCCCUGACGGGGAUGCUGGGAUUUCAGUUGAGGAUCUUGCAGCUACACGAAUUCAAAGUGCAUUUCGAGCAUACAGUGCAAGAAAAACUCGACGCCAGUUAAAAGGGACUGUCAAAAUACGGGCAGUGACUCUAGGUUCUUCUUCCAGAAAGCAAGCUUCGGUAACACUGAAAUACCUUCACACAUGGAGCAGAUUACAAACUGAAAUCAGAACUCGCAGAAACAGUAUGGCAGUAGAAGCCCGAAUCAGACAAAGGAAGCUAGAGAAUCAAUUAAAACUUGAAACAAAGCUUCAUGACCUUGAGGUGGAAUGGAGCAAUGGUCCUCAAACAAUGGAGGAAGUUCUUGCAAGGAUUCAUCUCCGUGAAGAAGCAGCAGUGAAGCGUGAGAGAGCUAUGGCAUAUGCAUUUUCUCAUCAGUGGAGAGCCACCUCAAACCCCGCUCUAGGUAGUUAUGAACUUGGCAAAGCUAUCUGGGGCUGGAGUUGGAUGGAACGUUGGGUGGCUGCUCGGCCAUGGGAAAGCCGAGCCCUCGUGCAAUCAAGUCCAAAGAAACCAAGUCCAAAGAAAGCAUUGAAUAAGCAAGCAAGCAAGACUGCAAAAAUUUUGAAAUCCCCAACAAUGAAACCAAUCAAUUCAGUCAAGUCCAUUUCACCAAACGGGACAGUAACUACAAAGCCCCGAAAGCUGUCUUAUGGGGCAGCUGACCAACAGGCGAACACUGCAAAAGUAUCAACAACAUCUUAGUAGAAAGGAAGAAAGAUGAUUCUAUAUGGACUAAAGAGCAUAAAUAGAAGGAACAGAUGAUCCUAUUCCAAAGAGCAAGAAUUAAUUCUUUUCCGUCGUGUGAGGAUGAUGCAGUGUGCAGGUUCAUUUUCAAGCAUUUGUAUAUUUUGGAGAAAAUUUAAUAAUUAUUGUUUUGCAAUGUAUAUAGCCAAAGCAUAUCUUUUGGGAAUGGUGUGUCGAGUGUAUAUAUUUUUCUUUGAAUUUUCUGGAUCCUAUUUAAAAUUUCCCAUAUUCUUCUUGUUGACCAA